Molecule: messenger RNA, 3239 nt
Organism: Nilaparvata lugens (brown planthopper)
Lineage: Eukaryota; Metazoa; Arthropoda; Insecta; Hemiptera; Delphacidae
Product: sodium-dependent phosphate transport protein 1, chloroplastic-like
Exons: 8
Coding region: 209-1429 (406 amino acids)
Biological process (GO): transmembrane transport; monoatomic anion transport
Molecular function (GO): transmembrane transporter activity
Source: RefSeq, a predicted model, not a curated record
GUGAAUAAAGAUGGAAAUGAAUUGUGGCAAGCCACCUCGAUGAGACUCAUCAGAAUGAAGAUGAAACCUAAAGAACUCUUCACCAUUCUUUCUCUUGGUUUUACAGCUAACUUUUUCUAAUCGCACACAUUCAUUCUGCACAUCAAGUAUUUUGUUGCAGUAAGCUUUAUCAGUUAAUUAUCAUUGAAGGUUUCUGAUUUGUAUAAAGAUGUCCCAAACAAAAAUGCUGGCGAAAACGACACGAAUAGUUGGAUUGUGCUCUGUUGCCAAUUUUAUCAAUGCGGCCGAUAGAGUGAUUAUGCCCAUUGCUAUUGUGCAAAUGACAGACGAGUUCAAGUGGAACCUACAUUGGCAGGGAUGGAUACUUUCCGCUUUUGCGUUUGGAUACUUCACUAGUCAGAUUAUUGGCGCAUGCGCAGCUAGCAGAUUUGGCGGCAAAUCUGUGCUGCUUUUUGCCGUAUUUCUGUGGUCGGUUUCAACUUCUGUGACGCCUCUUCUCGCCACCUCCAUUCCAGCGCUUAUAUUCUGCCGGGUCAUCCUUGGACUUGGCGAAGGUCUAGGUCUGCCGACUAUAUUCCAUAUAUUUGCGCAUAAUGUUCCAACCGAAGAGAGAUCUAGAGCUUUCGGAUAUCUGGUUGCAGCUGGAUCGGUUGGACAGACUGUUGCAAGUAUUUUUUGUCCACAUGUGAACUACCAAAUCAUUGCCACUCUUGGCGCACUGCCUAAAUUAGCUUUCUUUCAAGAUGGCGGAUUCUGGCAGAGUUUCCAUUCUGUAUUUACUCUGUGGUAUGGAUUGGUGUUUGCUCAGGUGACGAACCCGAACGUACACUACACGGAGCUGAUGUGGCACUGGCCGCUGUGGGCCGUCUACGUGGCGCACUUCGCCAUGAACUGGUCCAACUACAUCAUCAUGCAGUGGCUGCCCACCUACCUGGCGCGCAGUCUCGACGCCAACCAGCACAGCAUCAGUCUCACCGCCGUACCCUACAUUGUCAACUCGCUCGUCGGCAUAGUGGCUGGGCAUUUUGCGGAUACACUAAUCAGUAAACGAUGGAGUGUGCUGUCUGUAAGAAGACUGAUGACCAGUAUAGGCUUGCUGGGACCCGGCGUGUUUCUGCUCGCCUUUUGUGCUGUCGAUAAUCUUCUAGCUGCUGUUGUGUUUGUAUCGAUAUCGAUGGGUUUGUGCGCGUGUAACUCGGCCGGCCACCUCAGCAACCACGCAGACAUCGCGCCCAAUCACGCCGGUCUCACGUUCGCUAUAUCAAAUACGCUGGCAACAAUUCCGGGCAUCCUGUGCGGCCCGCUGACGGCCGAACUGGUGACGACGUCACACGGCCGGUGGUUCCCCGUAUUUGUGCUGGCAGCCGGCGUCAACUUCACCGCCGCCGUCAUCUAUUACAGUCAAAGUGCCGCCUCACAAGUGCUCUGACUGUAAAUCAAUACUCCCUCUAUUGCUUCAGUAAACUCUAUGGUCUUCACAAAGUAGAGCCUGUUCGAUGCAGUGUUUGCUUUUGUAUUGCAAUAACGUUUCAUUGCUAGUAAAUAACUUCUGGUGAUCACGUAUAGAAGUUAUUUCAUUCAUUAUAUUUUUGCAGAUCAAGUUGCCGUUGAUCUACUUGAUCACAUACAUGCAUACUGGCCAGAGCUGCUUAGCUAUGAAAUGCACCAUAUUAAAAACAUGAUUUUUAAAUAAGUUUUUACUGAUUUUUUAAUCAGAGUUUACUUUUAUGGCCAGCUUACUUUGCUAUUGAUAUGCUUAGUUUCAAUUGACUCUUUGCAUGAGCAUCAAACAUCAGGCUCUACUUCCACAAUGCCGCUUCCACACUCUUGCCAAGUGCCUUUCAAAUGACAACGAGCGCAAGAGUGUGGAUGGCUACUAUGCCACCGCUCGCCUUCACUCCGCCCGUAUAGAUGUAUACAACCUACAACGAGCUGCUUGCCAAGCGACUUAGUGAGAGGUGACACUGGCAUUACUAAUUAACUUACAAUAAAUUCAAACUUAGGAUAUAGUGUUUUGAAUCCCUAUUCAAUUUUAAUUUCGAUCUAUUCAGUUUCAACAUGGUACUUUGUUGUGAUAAGUGUGCCCUGGGUGCAUAAAAAUUUGAACUUCGUAACAAACAAUAAAAUGGUUAGAAAGUGCUUUUAAAAUUAGAAAAAGCAAUGAAGUCAAUAUCUGUAUAAAAAUGUACUAUAGUAUUUUAUUGAAGUGUAACUUAUUAAGUAGGAAUGUAAAGUGUAGAAAGUAAAAAUCUAUUCAAAAUAAGUAUUUGUGACCCUACUUGUAAAGAGUGCUCCUUAUAGAAUGAUCUGCACAAGUUUAAAACUGCUGUUAGGUGCGUGAUGCAUUGAUUAACUUAUUGUUAGUAAGCUAUCUGUGACACCUAUGGAUAAGAAACAUAGAAUUGAUAUCGUAAUUCGCAGGCGUUACGUUUUAAAUUAUAACUGCGGGAAUGGUUUUGAAUUGACAUGCUUGCCUAGAAUUCUUUCGAUUUGAAAAUCUACUAGUUUGCUGGAAUACCCCUAAUUUGUAAAAUUAACUCUAAUUAGCUUUUCAUAUUUUGAUCAGUUGAAGUUUUUUAAUUUUGCUAGUCUAUUGACUUGACGGCUGUUUUAAUGUUGAAAAAUUUAUAUUCAAUGUCGGGAUCUAUGAGAUUUUCUUAUCAAUUUGAUAACAUUUCAUAUUUUCCUAAUUAAAAUAAGUGUAAUUUACAAUAAUUUACGUUCAAAACGUCAAACUAAUUAAUGUAUACUCUAUGAGAGCGUUCUAUGCAAUUUGUUGCACCAUGUGAAACAUGUGAAUAGGCCUUAGAAUUCUUAUCUAACUAUGAAUAGUGAGUUGUAUAUUCCACACUUUUCAAAUAAGUUAGUGUUAUUUUUAUGUUUUUGGCCAAUUUAUUUAUGAAGUUAGUAUGAACAUUUCUGAGUGUUUUCAUUACUGAAUUGUUUCAAGAGACAUCUUUGCAUGUGAGAAAGACUGGGCUCUGGAAUGACAGAGAUGACAAAACAAUGAUAAAAAUCUAUUUAUUUCCGCAAAAAGAAAUUGGAUACCGUUCAAAAACUUGUGCAAGCUUUUGUAAGCUUGGACGUGUACACGGUCGCGUCUACAUCUGGCUGUGAUUCAUUAAACUAACAUAAAUGAUGGAAUAUUUAAUAAGUUUAUUCUCAUUGAACUUGUUCGCCUUAACCUUCAAAAUUAAUUUUUGAUUGGAAUCGUGUGAUUAAAAUGAUAACAAAUUGUU